CUCCAUCUCUCUCUCUCCAUCUCUCUCUCUCUCUCUGGUAUCAGUGGAGGAGAAGGGGGGCUCAUCCCGGCAUCCUGAGGGGAGGUAAUUUGCACGGAUCAAGGGGGCAAGGCACCACAAAGUAUAAAUACUGUGACUUCAAUAGAGGAUCACCAGCAGGUUCCCAAACUCCGCACACCAAAAGGAGGGAGGAAUUGGCUGAGAGAGAGAAGAAGAUAUAUUAUAUUCUUUAUAUUUUGUACCUGAAUUCUUCUUCCAGAGUUUGGCUGCAGCAUCAUCUCUAAAUCUCGAUCAUAUAUUUCCAAGGGGUCGACUUUAAAAACGACCAUUGAUGUCUUAAGCUGUCGUGGAGCAGCAAAAAGGAGGAGAGUGUGUGUGUUUAUGUGUGUGUGAGUGUGUGUGAGUGUGUGGUGGUGAUUUUUUUUUUUUUUUUUUUUUAAAGAGGAGAGAAAGGCAGUGAUGGAAGAGCUCACCGCUUUCGUGUCUAAGUCUUUCGAUCAGAAAGUGAAGGAGAAGAAGGAAGUGAUAACCUACAGGGAGGUGUUGGAGACCGGCUCGACGCGAGCAGGCAGCAGGGAGUCUUUAACCGGAGUGGAGCCGGGCAGCCGAGAGGAGGCUGCAGCCGUGGCCCGGAACGGAGCGCUCUCACCGGGCAGAGACACGGACAUGCUCGGCCCGGAGAGAACCAGGGACGCUGGGAGCCCCAAACUCAUAGACGGCAACACGGACGUGAAGGAAAGGAAAGAGGACUCGAAGCCUUUAGAGGACGAGGCUCAGGCGAAAAUCAAACAGAGGAGAAGUCGGACUAACUUCACAUUAGAGCAGCUCAACGAGCUGGAGCGACUCUUCGACGAGACGCACUAUCCGGACGCCUUCAUGAGAGAGGAGCUCAGCCAGAGACUGGGACUGUCGGAGGCCAGAGUACAGGUUUGGUUCCAGAAUAGAAGAGCCAAAUGCAGAAAGCAGGAGAACCAGUUACAUAAAGGAGUCCUGAUUGGAGCAGCAAAUCAGUUUGAAGCUUGUCGUGUAGCUCCAUAUGUCAACGUGGGGGCUUUACGGAUGCCAUUCCAACAGGAUAGUCAUUGCAACGUGCCGCCCUUCUCCUUUCAGGUGCAGGCGCAACUGCAGCUGGACAGCGCCGUGGCCCACGCGCAGCACCACCUGCACUCUCACCUGGCGGCGCACGCGCCCUACAUGAUGUUCCCCGCGCCGCCGUUCGGCCUGCCGCUGGCGACGCUCGCGGCCGAGUCCGCGUCCGCCGCGAGCGUCGUGGCAGCCGCAGCCGCCGCCAAGAACACCAGCAAGAACUCCAGCAUCGCAGACCUGAGACUGAAGGCCAAGAAGCACACGGCCGCGCUGGGACUGUGACGCCAGGUAGACUGCUGUGGGAGGACGCAGCUCGUGCGUAUGCCUGCUGCUGCCGCAUCCUCCUCGCGAGACACUGAACACUUUCAAAGUGAAGAAGAGGGAAGUGAGAAGAAAUUAUCCAAGGACGAUAUUUAUGUUUUCUUUUUUUAAAAAAUGAAGGAUGACGAGUAUAACUAUAAAAAUAUAGGCUAUUUAUGAGAAAAAGAAGAAGAAGAGACUGUGACGUCAUAUAGCCUACACAGGUGUGAUUUUUUUUGGACGCCAAAUAAAAAGUGGAUCCUUCUCUGCAGCCACGUGGCUGAGGAAGGACGGCGGGAAAACCCAUAUGAGGAAGAAGAAGAGGAGGAGGAGGACAAUGCAGCUGGGACGGUCGAUACUUUGUCAAACAAGGCGAACCAUUCUGCACUUCUGUUUUUAAUAUUAUAUUAUUAUUGUUUAUGAUUUUGAACCUAUAUAGAGGCUGGCCUCGUUAUAAAAACUCUGCAAAAAGGACAGAGUGGGAAUUCUUUGACAAAAAAAAAAAGACAAUAUUCCAAAGUGUUUCUCCCUUUUUCUGUUUUCCGAAAUUCAAAAAUGCCCAAGCAGUGUUUUUGCAUGAGUUUGUCUUUUCACGGAUGACGUGAUGUGAGCCAUCUCUCUCUCUUUCUCUCUCUUCCUCUCUCUCUGAGGAACUCACUUGAAUGUUUGGCCUGUAUUUGACCUUGUUUGGACCUCCUCUGGUAAAAGGUGAAACACCAGAAAUGUGAGAUUAUAAUAUAUGUGUGUAGGCUAUGCUGAACUUUUUUUUUGUCAGGAUAACCAGAUCUAGUGUCCAUUAUAAAGGUGGUGAUUUGUCAACCUUUUUAAAAGGAGCAUUAUGUGUCAUCUUUAACACGAGAUGCAAACCGGUACGGGCACGUGUAAAAUAUGUUUAUACACAAGAAAAACAUGCAUUAUUUUUUAUUAUUAUUUUAGUGGCUUUAUGAAAACGCCUUGUGGGGGAAUUUUUGUUCAUUUUGUAUUUUACUUUAUUUUUCCGUGUAUUAAAAAAAAAAAUCAUGUGCUUUCUGUAUGUAAUUUUGAUGUUUUUAUAACAGUGAAAGUGAACUUACCUGAGGCACGGGUUUCUAAAAAAAAAAAAAAAAAAAAAGAAAGAAGAAGAAGAAUCAUGGGAUUGUUUUACUUUUUCCAUCACAUGUGAAACGUGAAUCCACCUAAACAAAAAUGUUUUUCGUUCCUAUAAUAAAUUAACUAAAGUUUCUUUAAUGACUUGA
Molecule: messenger RNA, 2621 nt
Organism: Sebastes umbrosus (honeycomb rockfish)
Lineage: Eukaryota; Metazoa; Chordata; Actinopteri; Perciformes; Sebastidae
Gene: shox2
Product: short stature homeobox 2
Exons: 5
Coding region: 460-1368 (302 amino acids)
Biological process (GO): regulation of transcription by RNA polymerase II
Cellular component (GO): nucleus
Molecular function (GO): sequence-specific double-stranded DNA binding; DNA-binding transcription factor activity, RNA polymerase II-specific
Source: RefSeq, a predicted model, not a curated record